AGAUAAGGUCUAUUUGCUUUUCGUCUUGCUGGUAGGGAAACUAAGUCUUAGAAGGAUUAAGAAGCCUGUCUAAAGACCCUGAGAAUUUAAACCCAGAAAGCAGUUGGAAUUGUUGGUAGUUGAUAGAGUCUCAGACACUGUCUCAGCAGCAGAUCUAUUUACAAAAGUGGACAGCUUACAUUUCCUGCAUGGGAAGCUGAAGCAGUCAAAACAUACUAUAAGAAUAACAUCUUGAAAGAUCAAGCUGAGUAGCAGAAAGUUGUCUCUGAGGAAUCAGGUGAAGAAGAUGAGAACCCUGAGGCCAGUGAUAUUGAACAAUCUGCCCAAGGUGGCUAGCCCAACACCCUUACCCAGCAGGCCUCACUGCUCCCUUGGCCUGCCUCUGGCCCCAUGCCUGGAUUUGAGUCUCACAUGACCAGGUACCAGUAGAUACAGAAUGCUGCUGUUUUCCUUCUGACAGUCACUUCCUGCCUUGUGACCACACACUUGGGCUUGACAAAGCUGUUCUGCAAAUCAGAAAGGAGGAGGUUUCUGGUCGUACACCAGUUCAACCAAGGACGGUUUCUACAAGAUCUGCUACUUAAAGCAGUAAAAAUGGCCAGAGCAUCAGUGUCCGAUGAGGAAAUGAUGGAGCUCAGAGAGGCUUUUGCCAAAAUUGACACGGAUGGCAAUGGCUACAUCAGCUGCAAUGAGCUGAAUGACUUGUUCAAGGCUGCCUGCUUACCUCUGCCUGGUUACAGAGUAAGAGAGAUUACAGAAAAUCUGAUGGCUACAGGUGAUCUGGACAAAGAUGGGAGGAUCAGCUUUGAUGAGUUUAUCAAGGUUUUCCAUGGCCUGAAAAGCACAGAUGUUGCCAAGACGUUUAGAAAAGCAAUCAAUAAGAAGGAGGGCAUUUGUGCAAUUGGUGGUACCUCAGAGCAGUCUAGUGUUGGCACCCAGCAUUCCUACUCAGAGGAAGAAAAGUAUGCCUUUGUCAACUGGAUAAACAAAGCCCUGGAGAACGAUCCUGAUUGUCAGCACGUCAUCCCAAUGAAUCCAAACACCAAUGAUCUCUUUAAUGCUGUUGGGGAUGGCAUUGUCCUUUGUAAGAUGAUCAACCUGUCAGUGCCAGACACAAUUGAUGAAAGAACAAUCAACAAAAAGAAACUCACCCCUUUCACUAUUCAGGAAAAUUUGAACUUGGCUCUGAACUCUGCCUCGGCCAUUGGGUGCCAUGUUGUUAACAUAGGGGCUGAGGACCUGAAGGAAGGGAAGCCAUAUCUGGUCUUGGGACUGUUGUGGCAAGUCAUCAAGAUUGGGUUGUUUGCUGACAUUGAGCUAAGCAGAAAUGAAGCUCUGAUUGCUCUUUUGAGAGAAGGAGAAAGCCUGGAGGAUCUGAUGAAGCUCUCACCGGAAGAGCUCCUGCUGAGGUGGGCUAAUUACCACUUGGAAAAUUCAGGCUGCAACAAAAUCAGCAACUUCAGCACCGACAUCAAGCUGACUGACUUCUACAGCAAUAUAAAGGACUCAAAAGCUUAUUACCACCUGCUGGAGCAGGUGGCUCCUAAAGGAGAUGAAGAAGGUAUCCCCGCUGUGGUUAUUGACAUGUCAGGACUAAGGGAGAAAGAUGACAUCCAGAGGGCAGAAUGCAUGUUGCAGCAGGCAGAGAGGCUGGGCUGCCGACAGUUUGUCACAGCCACAGAUGUAGUACGCGGGAACCCCAAGCUGAACCUGGCUUUCAUUGCCAACCUCUUUAACAAAUACCCUGCCCUGCACAAACCAGAGAACCAGGACAUCGACUGGGGGUCGCUCGAAGGUGAGACCAGGGAAGAACGGACAUUCAGGAACUGGAUGAAUUCGCUGGGCGUUAACCCUCGAGUGAAUCAUUUGUACAGUGAUUUAUCAGAUGCCCUGGUCAUCUUCCAGCUCUAUGAAAAGAUUAAAGUCCCUGUUGACUGGAAUAGAGUAAACAAACCGCCAUACCCCAAACUGGGGGGCAAUAUGAAGAAGCUUGAGAAUUGCAAUUAUGCAGUGGAACUGGGGAAGAAUCAAGCUAAGUUUUCCCUAGUUGGCAUUGGUGGACAAGAUCUCAAUGAAGGAAACCGCACGCUAACGUUGGCCUUGAUCUGGCAGCUAAUGAGAAGGUACACACUGAAUAUCCUCGAAGAUAUAGGUGGUGGGCAGAAGGUCAAUGAUGACAUUAUCAUCAGCUGGGUAAAUGAAACACUGAAGGAAGCAGAGAAGAGUUCAUCCAUCUCUAGUUUCAAGGACCCGAAGAUUAGUACAAGUCUUCCCGUUCUGGACCUCAUCGAUGCCAUCCAGCCAGGCUCCAUUAACUAUGAGCUUCUGAAGACAGAAAGCCUGGAUGAUGAAGAGAAGCUCAACAAUGCAAAGUAUGCCAUCUCUAUGGCCAGGAAAAUUGGAGCAAGAGUGUAUGCUCUUCCGGAAGACCUGGUUGAAGUGAACCCCAAAAUGGUCAUGACAGUGUUCGCUUGCCUCAUGGGGAAAGGGAUGAAGAGAGUAUAAGGCCCCGUGAGGCAGGCUAGAUGUCAACACACUGAAUCCUGAGGGCCCCACCCAGGGUGCAUGAGGACCAUUCAAGCCAUUCCAAAGUUCUCAACUCGGUGACAUUAUACAAGACUCCAAAAAGUGCGUAUUCACUCAGCCAAGUAGCCUCUCCUGUACUUAACAGAAAACGCUUACUUUUUUUCAGAAGACCUUGGCUCCUAUAAAUAUUUUUUUAUUCUUGAUUUUUUUUUCCUUCUCUGAAAAUGUAAAGAAAAUAAAAAGAAGUUAUUUUCCAGGCACCCUUUCUGCUUUUGCAGUUAGGAUAGAAACUGCAGUGUUAAUACUUGACCUAAUCUUUCAGACUGGUUACAUUUGGCUACCUUUUUCUUCAUUCAACAUGCAGACCACGAAGAGGGGAUCAUGAACCUGUCUUGUCACCUGUUGACUGAGGCUGAUAUAUGAUCUUUUACGAGCCUCUUCUACCCCUUUCUCCUGCCUCGUCUCCCAGUGACUUGGCCCCACUCCCUCUUCGAAGCAUGCCUGCUCUGUGGCCCACGUUUUCCUGCCAUCCUCCUUGGCCCCUUGGAGCAUCCUGAUGAGUCAGUCGGGCUGUUGAGGAGCCGGGUGUCUCCGGCAGCAUACAGAAGUAAACCUCAUCAUCAAGGCCUUUCCUCAGAACCAAGGUCCCAAAUGUCAUCAGUUUUCUUUUGCUUUUUUUAUUAAGUAAGAAAUCCUCUGUUUUUAAAUCUACAACUUAGUCUCAGGCCAGAUGUAGCACCUUGAACACCCUCAGGUAGAUUAACAACUCUGGCAGAAGACUGGAAGUUGUAAUAGAAAAGAAAGCCACGAAGGGGCAGUGUGGAGCUGUCCCUAAGCGCCUGUCCUUCACGGUGCUGCCUCCAUGUAUUCAGCCUUGCUCCUUAGAUGUAAUUACCGUGACAUGGCUAAAUACCUGUGACAUUUGGGAGCUUCCUUCUCAGCUUUCAUUUGUUCUUCAAUAUCAGCUUAUGUGAUUGCUGCCAGGCCAUAAGAUCAAUGUUUACC
Molecule: messenger RNA, 3531 nt
Organism: Fukomys damarensis (Damara mole-rat)
Lineage: Eukaryota; Metazoa; Chordata; Mammalia; Rodentia; Bathyergidae
Gene: Lcp1
Product: lymphocyte cytosolic protein 1
Exons: 22
Coding region: 595-2505 (636 amino acids)
Biological process (GO): actin filament bundle assembly; actin filament network formation
Cellular component (GO): cytoplasm; actin filament; actin filament bundle
Molecular function (GO): calcium ion binding; actin filament binding
Source: RefSeq, a predicted model, not a curated record